ACCUAUCGAGGCCUCGUUGCCUCUAUUCCUUUGUUCCCAUUUUCCACCACCUUUUCUCCCCCAUCCUUCUCCGACGUCGUCCUCGGAUCUUCUUCUGAGGUGUCCUUGCUCGGUGACGCUUACAUCUUUCACCUUCUCUCUCUCUCUCUCUCUCGUGAAAGCGAUUACAAGCUCUGCCAGAUAUAGAAUGCUUCAGGCUGUGACAGGUAGUUUAGUAAAUUAUUGAUGCUAUUAGCAUAGCUUAUUGAGUCUGUGAAGACAGCUGGUUUUCUGAGAAGGGUUAGUGAAAGUUACUGCAUGAUGGCUAGCUCUACAAAAAAUCUUGAUCCAGCAUUUCAGGGAGUUGGCCAAAAAGUGGGGACAGAGAUCUGGCGGAUUGAGAACUUUCAGCCAGUUCCUUUGUCGAAAGCUGAUUAUGGAAAAUUCUAUUCGGGAGACUCUUAUAUUGUUUUACAGACAACUGCUGGAAAGGGAGGUGCCUAUCUAUAUGACAUUCACUUUUGGCUUGGAAAAGACACCAGCCAAGAUGAAGCUGGAACUGCUGCAAUCAAGACUGUUGAACUUGAUGCAGUCCUUGGAAGCCGUGCAGUUCAGCAUAGGGAACUCCAGGGUCAUGAAUCCGACAAGUUUUUGUCAUACUUCAAACCAUGUAUUAUUCCACUAGAGGGAGGUGUUGCUUCUGGAUUCAAAAAGCCUGAGGAGGAAAAGUUUGAAACACGUCUCUAUACUUGCAGAGGAAAACGGGUUGGUAGAUUAAAGCAGGUUCCAUUUGCUCGCUCUGCACUAAACCAUGAUGAUGUGUUUAUCUUGGACACUGAAAACAAAAUAUAUCAAUUCAAUGGUGCUAAUUCUAAUAUUCAAGAAAGAGCCAAAGCUUUAGAAGUAACACAAUAUUUGAAGGAUAAAUACCACGAGGGAAAGUGUGAUGUUGCAAUUAUUGAUGAUGGAAAGCUCCAGGCAGAGUCCGAUUCUGGGGAAUUUUGGGUCCUAUUUGGUGGCUUUGCACCAAUUGGCAAGAAAACUGUUUCUGAAGAUGACCAUACUCUGGAAUCCACUCCUGGCAAGCUUUAUAGUAUUGAUGAUGGCCAGUUGAAGCUAGAAGAAAGUGCACUAUCCAAAGCCAUGCUAGAAAAUAACAAAUGCUAUUUACUGGAUUGUGGGGCUGAGGUAUUUGUAUGGGUUGGUCGGGUAACAAAAGUGGAGGAUAGAAAAGCUGCUAGCAAAGCUGCUGAGGAAUUUAUCAUUAAUCAAAAUAGGCCAAAGGCGACACGCAUAACUCAAGUUAUUCAAGGUUUUGAGACCCAUUCAUUUAAGUCCUACUUUGAAUCUUGGCCAGCUGGUAUUGCAACAUCUGGUGGUGAGGAUGGAAGAGGAAAGGUAGCAGCUUUGCUAAAGCAACAGGGUGUUAAUGUAAAGGGCAUGACAAAAGGGGGUCCAGUUAACGAGGAAGUCUCACCUUUGCUUGAAGGGGCUGGAAAAAUUGAGGUGUGGCAAAUCAAUGGAAAUGCCAACACCCCAGUUCCUAAGGAAGAGAUCGGUAAAUUCUACAGUGGAGAUUGUUAUAUUGUUCUUUAUACAUAUCAUUCAAGCGAGAAGAAAGAAGAAUACUUUUUAGCUUGUUGGCUGGGAAAGGACAGCAUUCAGGAUGAUCGGAUGAUGGUGAAUCAAUUAGCUAACACGAUGUGCAACUCCUUGAAAGGGCGACCUGUUCAGGGUCGCAUUGUUCAAGGGAAAGAACCGCCCCAAUUUAUUGCACUUUUUCAACCUAUGGUUAUCUUGAAGGGGGGAAUCAGUUCUGGGUACAAAAAGUUAAUUGCUGACAAGAAUGUUAAUGAUGAUACGUACACUUCUGAUGGUAUUGCACUUAUUCGAGUAUCUAGUACAUCAGUUCACAAUAAUAAAGCAGUACAAGUUGAUGCGGUAGCAACAUCUCUUAGCUCCACUGACUGUUUCUUGUUGCAAUCUGGAAAUUCUGUUUUCAUUUGGCAUGGGAGUUCUAGUACCUUUGAGCAGCAGCAGUGCGCUGCAAAAGUUGCAGAAUUUUUAAAGCCUGGUGCUAUGCUGAAACAUGCCAAGGAGGGUACAGAGAGCUCUGCAUUUUGGUUUGCACUUGGUGGAAAGCAAAGUUAUACUAGUAGAAAGGUCACACAGGAUACUGUUAGAGAUCCUCACUUGUACACCUUUUCCUUUAGCAAAGGAAAAUUAGAGGUUACUGAAGUAUACAACUUCUCGCAAGAUGAUCUGUUGACUGAGGACAUAUUGAUACUUGACACUCAUGCAGAGGUCUUCAUUUGGGUUGGUCAGUCUGUGGAUCCUAAGGAAAAGCAGAAGGCCUUCGAAAUUGGUCAGAAAUACAUGGAGCUUGCAGCAGCCUUGGAAGGGUUAUCUCCAGAUGUACCACUCUACAAAGUUACAGAAGGCAACGAGCCAUGUUUCUUCACUACAUAUUUCUCCUGGGAUGGAACAAAUGCGGUUGUUCAAGGAAAUUCUUUUCAGAAGAAACUCUCCCUGCUAUUUGGCACUGCCUUCCAAGCUUCUGAGUCCAGUGCCAGAUCUAGUAGUCCAAAUCAUGGUGGACCUACACAAAGGGCAUCUGCAUUGGCUGCCUUAUCUUCUGCAUUCAAUCCUUCUAUGCCCAAAGCUGCAGCUCCAAAGCCAUCUCGUUCAAGCCAGGGAUCACAGAGAGCAGCUGCAGUUGCCGCACUAUCAACUGUUCUAACUGCCGAACAGCAGGCAGCACAAUCUGAAGGCAUCGCUAAUCGAUUCAGGAGCAGAAGCCCCUCCCCAGAACCACCAGUUGCUGAUAGUGUUAAGACUGAUGAUACAAGCACUGAGAUGGGGGAUCCAGUAGAAAUUUCAGCAGGAGAAAGCUUGGAGGAAAGAAGAUCAGAGGAUAAUGGAGCCGAUUCUGAGGUGAAAGAUGAUUCACCUGUAGAUGAGGAUGGAAGUGAACGUAUAUUCAGUUAUGAACAGCUAAAAUCCAAGUCCACCAACCCUGUUAGAGGAAUCGAUUACAAACGAAGAGAGUUUUAUCUGUCUGAUGAUGAGUUCCAGACUAUCUUUGAGAUGACAAAAGAGGCAUUCUACCAGCAGCCCAAGUGGAAGCAAGACAUGCAGAAAAAGAAGGUGGAUCUUUUUUGAGCAUGUGUAUGGAUAUACUGGUCUUUCCAGCUCUCAAGUUCGUAUUCUGUCAUGCUGCUAUGUUUGGGUUGAGAUGUGGUUGACAUACAACUGUUUCCUGCUCUCAAGUUCUUAUGUUAUCAUGCUGCUGUGUUUGGGUUGAGAUGUGGCCGGUAUGCUCGGUUAAAGUGGCUUGCUGUAUGCUGGCAACUAUAGCUUAUUACGUGGGUUGAUUUUGCAGAGUUGUAGGCAAUUCUUUCAUUUGUACCAGCGUCUCUUUGGUCACUUACCAUCUCUUGGUUUUGCUUAAUUUGUUAAGAUUUUAGAUGCGUAUGUAGGUAUUCUCAUCUGAUGCAUAUGGCAUUUUUCCACUUUUCAAAAGUGAUAUUGAAUGUAACGCAUUCAAAUUAACAACAGACUUCUGGUUGAAUUCUAUUAGUGUCUACUUGUGAUAAA
Messenger RNA from Elaeis guineensis (African oil palm), 3576 nucleotides. RefSeq names its product villin-2. The record is from RefSeq and is a predicted model, not a curated record. Lineage: Eukaryota; Viridiplantae; Streptophyta; Magnoliopsida; Arecales; Arecaceae. Gene Ontology annotation, biological process: cytoskeleton organization; actin filament severing. Gene Ontology annotation, molecular function: actin filament binding.